AUGGACUCAUGUCAAUGUACUAGCAAGCCUUCUCAUCCGUUGUACCGCAGACUCUUGCAAGACAAUGAGAUCCGUGUGCUCACCAUCCAUUCACAGUUUGAGUUCACCCUCAAGAAUGUAUCCUUGAAAAAUAACCCGCAAUACGUCGCAGUUUCCUACUGUUGGGGAGAUGAUGCCAACGAAAUUUGCAACGUGCGGAUCAAUGGCUAUGACUUCCAGCUUCGAAAGCAUGUAUUUGCGAUGCUGGAGGUCCUAUAUUGUCACCACAAAGAGCCCCGUGUCUGGUUAGACAUGAUAUACACUGAGGCCACGAAAGUCUAUGCUUGGCUAGGAGAAGCCGAUCCCGAAAUUGACUGCAUCUUCGACGUUUUGACGACGUUUCGCGACUGUAAAAGAGAGUUAGAACUACCUGCCCACUUAGAUGCCGCCGAACAACUCUCUUGCCACAGGGGGCUGUUCCGCAAGAUCUAUAGUGAAAGAGCUGGUGGCUUACCCAGGCGGAACCCAACAGAUGAUCCCACGUUGCAUGAAGAGUUCAACUGGCUCCGCCCGUUCUAUCUGCGGCCUUACUGGCGCCGGAUCUGGAUAGUUCAGGAGCUGGUGCUUGCCAAGGAGGUAGUUGUUUGUUGUGGGGACAAACACAUUGACUUUGACGACAUCUACGGACUUAGCCUUGAUUGGGGCUCAUUCGAACAAGGCUUCGAUAGGAUUGAAUUGGACGAGGCCAUAGUCGACGAGUUGAUUGGCAUCACCAAGGCGAAGAGCUCAUUAAGCAUGGUUCGCGUCCCGAAGAAGUUCAAUAUUAAUAUGCGGUAUCCAGCGAGGAUUUCCAAACGCUUACUUCAACGUCUAUUCCGCAGGCAGGGGUCGGAGAAGCAGGAGUCCAACUCAAGUAGAUGGAAGACCAUCCAGACUAUCCGCGGGCACCGACAACGUAGGCAACUGUUGUUAGGGGAGACGGAAGGAGAGGAUACAUCUCCAACGAUCUUCGACGGAGGGGAGGAGGGCCGAGGUCAAGUAAUCGUCACGAUGUCUAGGCGAGGCGACGUCGGAAAAUUCGACGAAGUGCUCAAGGUGUAUGCUCAGCACAGAUGCAAAUGUCCCAAAGAUAAAGUUUACGGCUUCCGUAAGCUAAUUUCAGCAUGGAAAGACAAUCUGGUGGUGGACUAUAAAAAGUCGGAUCUACAGGUCUUCCUGGAUGCUGCGAGAUUCGGUUUACUGAACCCGGAAGAGCACGGCGGACGGCACGUUGCAUAUUGGCUGUGGUCGGCAAUGGGGCUGGGUGAUCGCAAGGAGUUCAACAGCUGCCUAUGCGAGAAUUCCCUCGAGGUCUAG
This is a messenger RNA of Cladophialophora psammophila CBS 110553, 1335 nucleotides long. RefSeq lists its product as uncharacterized. The coding region runs from base 1 to 1335 and encodes 444 amino acids. Lineage: Eukaryota; Fungi; Ascomycota; Eurotiomycetes; Chaetothyriales; Herpotrichiellaceae. The record is from RefSeq and is a predicted model, not a curated record. The transcript is spliced from 2 exons.